CCCCCCGGCCCCCCCAUCAGCGCGCCGUGGGACCGGGCCUGGCGGCGGGGGGAUGGUGGUGUUCGUUUUGGUGUCACCUGUGCGGCGCUUACGUGGCCGCGAGCAGCGCAGGUAGCAGGAAGUGUUCGGCGAGCUCGCGGGGACACCGGACCGAGCUCGCGGGGACAUCACGGAAGUGGGAGAAGAAAUGAGAAACGACUCGCAGAGCGUCACAGAAACACGCCCGAAACCCGCCGUUCCUGACGUCCGGCCGGCAGUCGAUCAGGGGUUGGUGAGUCCAGAGAUGACAGGCUUCGGAUUUGGAAAUGAAGAUUCAUGAAAAGCUGCUCGCACAUUUCCAAUCCAGCAGCUCCCCUGUAGACAAAGAAGGGUACCUCCACAAGAAGGGUGAGAGGACUUCCUCUUAUCAAAGACGCUGGUUCAUUCUGAAGGGGAACCUCCUCUUCUACAAGGACCGGCCUGACGACCGGGACCCGGUGGGCGUGAUUGUUGUGGAGGGCUGCACCGUCCAGCUGUGCGAGUCCGAGGAACAGUUUGCCUUCUCGCUGGUCUGGAGCGAGCCGGGCCUGCGCACCUACAAGCUAGCCGCCGAGGACGAGAGCAGCCAGGAGAGCUGGAUCAAAGCCCUGCUGGUGGCCAGUCACAGCUACCUGACCCUGCUGCUGAAAGACAUGGAGAAGCAAUACAGAGACGUCCUGGAGGUGUAUUCCAGUGACCCUGCCAAGAGUCACAUUCUCGACACGCUCAGCCCCGACCAGGCGACGGUCUCAGCGACCUGGCAGAGCACCGGUACCUCAGCAUUCCCACAUUGUCAAGCGGUGAAUGCAGCAGCCGAAGCGAGCUUUACCUCUGGUCAAAAGCUUUGGACUCCGCCCACUGUCUCCAGGUCAGCCAAUAGGAAGUCGCCUAAACUCUGGCCUAAGAGAAAUGCAAAUGUUGUGCCCAUUAAUGCCCCCGCCCCACCCCUGGGCGAGUGUCCAGAGUUUGGAUUGGGAGCAAGAGAGGACUUCGGCAAAUUGCACGAGGACUUUGGAAAGGAGGUGAAGGAGCUGAUGGCCGAUUGGCUGAAAAGGGAGCGCGGCGAUAAAGACGUUCAAGAAGGAGACCUGAUUAAUUUUGGCUGAUACAUGACACAUGUAAACAUUAUGUCCAUCUAAACAAAGGGCAAGAAUGACCGUCACAUCGACGAGAGGAGACAGAAACAGGUCCAGGUUGGUUGUAGAUAUGUGUAAAUAUUUUUAGAUGAAAUAUUAGAGACUAUAAUCAAUAAAGUCAGUAA
Lampris incognitus (smalleye Pacific opah) is the source of this 1279-nucleotide messenger RNA. RefSeq names its product sesquipedalian-1-like. The coding region runs from base 306 to 1124 and encodes 272 amino acids. NCBI's taxonomy places the organism in Eukaryota, Metazoa, Chordata, Actinopteri, Lampriformes, Lampridae. The transcript has 4 exons. The record is from RefSeq and is a predicted model, not a curated record. Gene Ontology annotation, cellular component: early endosome; trans-Golgi network; recycling endosome. Gene Ontology annotation, biological process: retrograde transport, endosome to Golgi; receptor recycling; endosome organization.